AUGGUUCCAAUAACAUCGCUACUACCAGAACCACAAAAUACAUCAAUGCAGUUUCUAUCAACAAAAAAUCCCCCAAAAAAAUAUAACCCGUCAAGAACCAACAGUAUACUUGGUAUUCAAUCCUUUCAUAAAUCAAAUAACUAUUCUCAAAAAUAUCAAGAUCUAAAGAAGGACAAUUAUAAUCAUAAUAACGAAAAAGAACAAUUACCAUUAAAAAGUAAUAAUUCUUCAACAGUCUCCUUACACAACAGAGUGUCAAGAACUUUAUCAUACCUAGCAAAAUUCAAGGAUAUAAGUAUUAGAAAAUCUCGUGACUCGAAAAUCUUUUCCUCGUUAUCAUUAUCAUCAAAAAAACAAACUACUUGUCACACUUGUCAGCGAACGCUAGCGAUUUGGUUGGAUGGCCCACGUGAAAAAUUUGAUAAAAAGUCAAAAACUUUUGUUCGUUGUGGUGAAUGGCGAAUUGUAUUAAAAAGUAUUGACAAUUCUAAAAAUAUAAAUUCAAAAUUCUUUGAUGAGCUCUCGAUACACUUACAAAGUGAAAAUAAUAGUGGAAAUUACAUUACAAGGUAUUAUGGACUAACUCAAGAUCCAAAAACAAAUAACUACAUGGUUGUUGUUCAGUACGCAAGAAAUGGAGACCUAGGCAAAUACUUGAGCAAAAAUAUAUCAAAAAAAAUCACUUGGCAGAAAAAAUUAGACAUCCUAUUCGCGAUCGCCACGGGACUUACACGUAUUCACAGCAAAAACCAAGUUCACAAAAAUUUACACAGUGGAAAUAUUCUUAUACACUCUUACACAAUUUUAUUAAGUGACUUGGUGUUUCAAGCCGAUAAUACUGAAAUUGCAGCUGAAGUUUAUGAAAUAUUACAAUACUGGUGA
Messenger RNA from Entrophospora sp. SA101, 882 nucleotides. The record is from the annotation of a GenBank genome assembly. NCBI's taxonomy places the organism in Eukaryota, Fungi, Glomeromycota, Glomeromycetes, Entrophosporales, Entrophosporaceae.